This is a messenger RNA of Boeremia exigua, 1941 nucleotides long. RefSeq lists its product as uncharacterized. The record is from RefSeq and is a predicted model, not a curated record. The transcript is spliced from 2 exons. Lineage: Eukaryota; Fungi; Ascomycota; Dothideomycetes; Pleosporales; Didymellaceae. Gene Ontology annotation, molecular function: ATP binding; metal ion binding. The coding region runs from base 1 to 1941 and encodes 646 amino acids.
AUGAAUCUGCCUUUUUCUAACAUUAAGCAAGUCCAGGGCCUUGGAGAAUGGCAGACAUCUUCCAACGAGCAUGUGCAAGAUGCAAUCGGUCUUCGAAGCAUCGAUGUUUCUCUACAGAUCUCGGAUUCUCUACAGUAUAACUCAUCCCUUGCAGUGGAUCUUCCAAACUACUCGAUACGGCUUACACAGGUACCGGGUCUCAUCUUCCUGGACCGCGUUAUCAAAUCCACUGCAGCGCUUGCACACAACUCGUUGUCCCUACGACUCUUUUAUCCCGCAAAGGCAACCUAUGUAUCGUGGGCGGGAGCUUUCGAGAUGAGAAUGACGGACUGUCCCCUGGUGGAUCUCUCAUUCAAUACCUUCCAGCCCCUUCAACGACUAGAUGCAACAUGCGGUACCGAGUCGUACGACACGUUAUCCGACAUUUUCACGAAGUCUGUCGCAGGCGUGUUGCUGCAGACCGCACCCGCAAACUUACCGCAGCAAUUAUGCGAGCUAGAUGAUGCACUUCUUCAACGUCUAUCACUACCAUGGCUUUCACCCACUCCCGUUCGUCGGAAGACGCUCGCCAUCAUCGAAGGCGGCUUUAACUACGACUUUCGUCAACUGAUGCUGAAUGACGCACAUGGACUCGGUAUUGAUGUGGUCAUCUUGGAUCAGGAGAGUCAUUGGUUGAAUUGUCCGAGCUACCAACACUUGCGGCGCGCUUUUCUCGCUAUGGAUAUGACUCUUGACAGCGAUUUGCCCUCUCGCAUUGUGCGCACUUUAGAGGCUGGUGGCAUACCUAUUGACGGACUUACAUCUUUCUCAGAUUCGUAUCUUGUGGCCACUGCAAGUGCUGCAGAGAUUCUAAAGUUGCCGACAUCCCCUUCAACUGCUUUGGAGAAAGUUGUGGAUAAAGACAAAUGCAGGCGCUCUUUGUCGAGUCAACCAAAGACCUUCUGCUGCUCUAGCGAAAAGGAUCUCAGACAGCAACUGAACGCAAUAUCACAUGUAUUGCCUUUCCCACUCAUUGUAAAGCCCACACAGGGUGGUGGCUCACAGGGCGUUGUUAAAGUCAGAAACGAGCAGGAGCUGUACUCUGCAUUGAACCGAACUUCCAACCACAUGGGCGGGCAGGUAGUCGUGGAACCCUAUAUCGAUGGGCCAGAAAUCGAUGCAAAUUUUAUUUUGCAUCGCGGAGAGAUUCUCUUCUGCGAGAUAUCAGACAACUUUCCGUGCGCUGGAGAUCUACCAAACGCCAGUAUCAGCGAUUCCUUCCUAGAAACUAGAAUCAUUUUCCCAUCAGCGCUGGACCAGGUAGAGCUCGACCUCGCCAAGAGGCAGCUUCAUCAGGUUCUCCUGGACUUAGGUUUCUCCAGUGGAGUCUUUCACGUGGAAGCCCGGAUAGACAAAUCAUCGAAACAUUACGCACUCGGCGAGGAUGGAACCGUAGACCUGCAUCACAAAUUGGUCCAGCCGAGCUCGGAAGCACGUGUUUUUCUCAUAGAGGUCAACGCACGAUGUCCUGGUCGACAAGCUCUAUCUGCGGUUGCUCGUUCCUAUGGAGUCGACUAUUACAUGAUGCAAUUGCUCCUAGCGAUUGGCGAUACCGCUCGCACCACAGCGCUUUGUCAACCCUUUCUUGGAGGUUGUCAAUAUCAGUGCUGUGAAGCUGUAUAUAUUCCCGCAAGGACUGGAGGUAUCUUCGACUCUGGCAACCUGAAAGACGAGUUGCUGGAAAGGAGGCCAGACCUCGCCAGCGCCAUAGUCGAGCACCACACUCUGUUUCAGCGGGGAGAUGUUAUUCCAGGACCAGAAACAGGAAAACUGCGAUGGGUCGCAACUUUUCUGGUUGCUUCACGCAGGAGUCGGCACGAUGCUCUUCUUGCUGGUGAGAUAGUUGAGAGCGAGGUUCGAUAUAGAUCGGUUCCUUGCGGUACUAGGCUACCAAGACAAUAG